Molecule: messenger RNA, 468 nt
Organism: Monascus purpureus
Lineage: Eukaryota; Fungi; Ascomycota; Eurotiomycetes; Eurotiales; Aspergillaceae
Source: the annotation of a GenBank genome assembly
AUGGAUGCCGCCGUCAAGCGUUUCUUUUCUUCUCCCCGCUUUGCGGUUGCCGGGGCCAGCAAUGAUCCCAGGAAAUUCGGGUAUAAGAUCCUGGCUUGGUAUCACCAGCAUUCUCUGCCCGUGACCCCCAUCAAUCCCCGGGGCGUGCAGAUAUCCUUCACGUCGAAAACCUACGACUCCGUUCCCUCUCCCAAGUCGCUCCCCUCACCAUCACAGACAUCGCUGUCCCUGGUGACGCCGCCAGCGGUGUCGCUGCAGAUCCUCGAAGAGGCUCACGUGCUCGGCGUCCCCGCAGUGUGGCUGCAACCGGGAACCUUCGAUGAUGCAGUGCUUGAUUAUGCUCGGAAGAAUUUUGACAGCGUGAUUGCAGGGGAUGGGGGGCGAGGCAGUGAAGGCUGGUGCGUGCUGGUCGAUGGCGAAGAAGGUUUGCAGGCGGCGGGGGUGGAAUGGACGAGCCAGAGACUGUAG